Ornithodoros turicata is the source of this 1405-nucleotide messenger RNA. RefSeq names its product lactosylceramide 4-alpha-galactosyltransferase-like. NCBI's taxonomy places the organism in Eukaryota, Metazoa, Arthropoda, Arachnida, Ixodida, Argasidae. The record is from RefSeq and is a predicted model, not a curated record. The transcript has 2 exons. Gene Ontology annotation, biological process: glycosphingolipid biosynthetic process. The coding region runs from base 1 to 885 and encodes 294 amino acids. Gene Ontology annotation, molecular function: hexosyltransferase activity.
AUGCCGGAGCAGCGUACCACGAAACCCAGAAGAAAGCAUUUCAACGAAACCACGGACAACAUUUUCUUCUUGGAGACAGCCGGUUCCACCUGCAUCAAUGCGAGGCAGUCGUGCGCCAUAGAGUCUGCUGCUCUGCGUAACCCGGCCACGAACAUCGUUUUUCUUACUGCGAAACGAAUGACCUGGAGGUGCAAGUUGCUGGACGUCCUCACACAGAUACCGAAUUUCCAGCAACAUUCUGCGCCCUUCGAGGACCUCUUCCGGGGCACCGUCUUGGAGUCAUGGCACGAGAACGGACCGUGGCGAAGAAGUCCAUUCCGUGUCAAUCACCUGAGCGAUGCUCUCAGAUUGGUGGUGCUGUGGAAGUUUGGAGGUGCUUAUGCCGAUUUGGACGUCGUGGUACUUGAGGACAUGAGCACACUGAAGAACAGUGUGGCGAGGGAGUUGUUCCCUGCUGUGGGGAAUACUGUCAUGGUGUUCGACAAGGGACAUCCAUUUCUUCUGGACUGCAUGAAGGAAUUUUCUGUGUCUUACAAGCCUACAUUGUGGGCCUACAACGGACCGAGACUCCUGGAACGCGUCCUCCUCAAGUACUGCUCAGAGACCGCGCUUCGGAGCGAGCCCUACGUCAACUGCAGUGGUGUGACUGUUCUGCCGGAUAAGGCGUUCUAUCCCGUCCGUCAAACCGAGUGGGAAGCACUGUUUCGGCCUGAAGACUUGUCCCGUGUUCUCAAUGCGACAUACGGCAGCUACACGGUGCAUUUUUGGAAUUCUUCCAGCAAGACGAAGAGACUCAGCAUAGGGCUGAGCUCAGCGUACGAUGUGCUUUCCCGGUUUUCGUGUCCUGCGACAUAUCGGUUCGCGAAGCAUCAGGGGCAAGUUUGAAGGAUUAAUGGAACCGUGUGCGACUUAGCCAUUACCAAAAUCAGAGUGAUAGCUUUAUACGGUCUAUCAACCGUAUGGACCCGUCUGGCCUUAUAAGGCUAACCGUCCGUCGGGUAUAAAAUCAAAUCAAUUAAUCAAUCAAUCAACCAUCCGUAUGACACCCUAUGACUGCGUGACAUGGUCACGUUAAGGCCCUAAGAGAUGACAUUCUCAUUGCACGGUACUUUGUUCGGAGUAACUCAAGUUUGGCAACGUUCGCUUCAACGAGUAUACCUGCGACUCGUGGAUGCCUUCAGUACACAUGUGCAGAAGGUCUCCGUAAUUCUUGGUAUCACAAGUUGUCUACGUGCGCUGAUGUCAACACCGUUCGGCGUAAAAGUUGCAUUUUACUCAGGCUAUUCGUUUUGUAUUCUCUUGUUUUCCGGAGCAAGAAGCAGUUCAUCAUAACAGUCUCCUUAUAUUUUCCACGUGUGUUUAGCGAUUUAUUCUGUAAUAAAGCGUCUCAACGGCCUUUCAGCAG